CUCCUUGACGUGUGAAGGUGGGAUGUGCGGAGAUUCCAGUUUCAUUUUCAAUUCUAUUAUGUCCUAUGAUUCGAGAAUCCGUACGAUACGAUAGUUAAAAAAAAAUAAUUAGAAAAUAAAAAAUAAAAUGGACAAUAAUUAUGUGCAAAUAAAGGACAUGCGUCCUGGUUUAAAGAAUAUCAACGUAGUGUUUAUAGUGUUGGAGGUCGGACAUCCCACCCUUACGAAAGAGAACCGCGAAGUUCGAACUUUCAAAGUGGCCGAUCAAAGUGCCUGUAUAAACGCUAGUGUUUGGGACGAAGCUGGUCAGCUCUUGGUUCCUGGUGAUAUAGUUCGUUUAACAAAAGGUUAUGUCUCAAUGUGGAGAAGCUGUUUAACGCUUUAUACAUCGAAAGGUGGUGAUUUACAAAAAAUCGGCGAGUUUUGUAUGGUUUUCAACGAACAGUUGAAUAUGAGCGAACCUAAUCAAGGUAUAUCACCGAUGAGUUCAAUGGGAGGCCCCCCAAACAGCGCCCCAUUAAAUAAUGGGACGAAUAAUGGAGCUGGAAGAAUUGGAGCCCCGCCACAAACUUCUACUCCCCCUAUCACCACAUCCACUAUUGUUCAUAACAAUUCAGCAGGAAGUGUUAAAAGUACACCAGCAACUAAUAGGAUGACCGGCAAUGGACCUCAAGAUCAAAAAAGACAACGAGGCUCAAGAGGUGGACCACAUAGAAGUAGACACAGAGCAAAUUAAUUAGAUUUGUUUUAAUAUUUUCUUUGUAGAAUUAAUUCUAUAAGGAAAUUGUUUUUAAAACUUUUUUGUUUGUUAUUGUAUAUAACAGGAAUAGACCAGUAUAUUGAAAAAAAUUAAUUAAUAUUUGUAUUUUUAUAAAAUAAAUUAUCAAAAUUUUUGAAUUUUCA
This is a messenger RNA of Onthophagus taurus, 903 nucleotides long. Its product is annotated as SOSS complex subunit B homolog. The record is from RefSeq and is a predicted model, not a curated record. Gene Ontology annotation, biological process: response to ionizing radiation; double-strand break repair via homologous recombination; mitotic G2/M transition checkpoint. Gene Ontology annotation, molecular function: DNA binding. Gene Ontology annotation, cellular component: SOSS complex. NCBI's taxonomy places the organism in Eukaryota, Metazoa, Arthropoda, Insecta, Coleoptera, Scarabaeidae.